GUCAGUUUGCCUGAGGUUGACAGGAGGUUCAGCAUUUGUUAAUAUUUUUCUAUUAUCUUUAUUUUUUUUUAAGAUUAAAUCCACAGUGUUGAUAUAUGAAGAGGAUGGAACAGUUUCUUAUUGUUGUGUUAUUAGCAGGAGGAACUCAUGCUUUCUUUCCAGUUGAUGAAACUACAUGUGAUCUCAAUGCAAACAGAUGUCCAUGCUCUCCUCUUCUUAAAGGAACUGUGUAUAUCCAGUGUGAUGUGAUGGCUAAUGCUAGUGGCCGUGAUGUGAAGUGUUUGAAGGUGCUUCCCAGGGUGAACAUAACUGUGUUUGAUCUCAAGAAAGAAAAAAUAAUGAUAGACAAGGAAUUUAACAACAGACUACAGUUUAUGAACGGGACACUCAAGAUCACAAAUGUGAAGAGGAAUGAUUCAGGUCAAUACAGCAUUGAGGUCUUUAAUUCAAAUGGAGUCCAAGAGAAAAACAUUGUUUUCACCCUGGAUGUUAAAGAAAAUGGCAAAGUUGAAGGUUUGGAAACUUGCUGUGACAUUAAACAGCAUGGAGCUCAGUGUUAUGGAUCUUUAGGUGGAAAUGUGGACAUCCAACUGAUGGACAAUACCUCAAAGACAUCAAAAUACCAAUUGAUAAAAAAUUCAUUAAAAAUACUAAAUGUCAGAAAUAAUAAAGUUCUUCCUAAUGCUGAAGGACAAAGAUUUGUCUUUUCUCCCAGUAAUGGAACAUAUAGGAUUCCUAAGAUGAGCAGGAAUGACAGUGGUAAUUAUACCCUUCAAACCUUUGAUUCAGAUGGAAGAGCAUCAGGCGAGUGGACUUUACAGUUGUCUAUUCAAGCUCCUGUGUCCUCUGUCCUGCUGGUCUUGGAGUGUCUGUCCCAGGGAGAGAUGAGGGCGUCCUGCUCCUCUGAGGGAGGGGACAGUCUUCAGUAUAGCUGGACUCUGAAUGGACACACACUGACAGAUGCUGAGCUCCUUUCUGUAAAUAAUGAGACUAACAUUAUUACCCUGAAACAGCACGUCUCAGGACAUCUGGUCUGCUCAGUCAGGAACAACGUCAGUAAUAUCUCCAAAGAGGAGAGAAUAUCUACCUGUGAAGCAGGUAUUUUGCAAGUGAUCGGUGGUGUUCUCUUAGCACUGCUAAUUUUAUUAGUUAUUGGUAUAGCAAUCAUCUUUGAUCAGAGGAAAAAACAAAACUACAAACCUACAAAGGAAAAAGACGAAGAGGAUGACCAAGUGGAGCUCAGAGCAGCAGUGAAUUUGCAGGCCGAGAUUGAGCUGGAGUUCGAUGUCGAGAUUGAGAGUGAAGAUGAAGAUGAGGGUGAGGGCGAGGGUGAGGCAGAGGCAGAGGCAGAGAAAAAGGUGGAAGUGGAGUAUGCCCAGGUCAAGUUUCCAAAGCAACCUCGACACACUCAACCAACAGGAGAUAAUUAUUUAUAUGCAACAGUCCGUAAAAUGAGGUGAUUUAAAUGGUCGGUGUCUUUAUACAGACUGCACCACUGAAGGUCCACAUGAGGAGGUGACAUCAAGACACAUAAAGACACUUUUAAUUAUCAGGCAAAUACACAAAGCUCAGCUGAUUAAAACAGAGCAUCAAUGCAUCCAGUUUUAGGUUCCUUCCAUGUUUAAUUACAAGCAAUAUGUGCAUUGUCUGCAUUUGCAUUGUGUUAAAGCUCUGAUAGAAUUAAGGUCAUAAUUGUAGUCAUCCUUUAAAUGAAAAUGAUUAAAGUAAAAAGUGUGGUGAACAUUUCUAUGAAUUUCUGUGCAGCAAAAACUUGAAACAGUGAUAAAGCAUCAAUGUAAAUAAGGCCCAGCAAAGGCUCUUUAGACUGCUGGCAAACUUCUAUAGAUAUGCAACAGAAAGCAUCAUCUAUUGUAGUAUGACAAUAUGGCAUGGCAGCUGCACGGCACAGGACAGAAAUGACAUGGCCAGGGUAGUGAGAACAGCACAGGGCACUGUGGGAAAUCUUCUCCCAGAUCGGGACUCUGUGUAUACUUGCUGUGUCCAGAAGAAAGCCAGCUGCUCUGGUGCAGAUCCCACACACUUGAGUAAAUGACUGUUUGUCCGUCUGCCUUCUUGAAGGUGGUUUAGGACUAAGCAAGAAGCAUUAGACUGAAGCACACUUUUUCCCCUAGAACAAUGAACUCUAUCACCCCCUGUGCAUACACACACACACACACACACACACACACACACACACACACACACAGGACAACUGCACUUUGGAACAUGUAACUACAAUGCUACCGUAUUUUCCUGUUCUGUAUAUUUAUAUAUUAUGUAUCUUUCUGUGCUUUGUAUACUAGUUGGUAUUAAGCUGACCACACGUAAUUCCGUUAUGUGACUGCAUAAUAAAGGAAACAACAAAGGAUCUUUGACUCAUUUAAAUCUUUGAAUCAGCCAUUCAAAACAAUGGACAAUGCACAACAGAGCUGUAGGUGAAAGUUCAGGCAGGGUGGAGAGGGUGAAGAUGAGUGUCAGGGUGAUUUCUGAAAGAAGGGUAUUGGAGCUAGAAUGAAAGGGACGGUUUCCAAGAUGGUAGUAAGACCUCCUAUGAUGGAUGGAGUGCUGAUUUGGAGACAGAAACAAGAGACAAAGCUGGAGGUGGCAGAGUUGACAAUAUCAAGAUUUACAGUUGAGUGUCCAGCAUGCACAAGAUUAUAAGUAAUUAUUUCAGUGGGGCAAGAAAAGUAGAUUUAGAAUGUAAAAAAGUAAACUGUGAAUUUGUUUUAAGAAUAAAGUGCUAACAAAAAUGUUAUCUGUGAUGUGUGAUGUACUUCUUGAUCUGGUCCCUGAACAUACCUGCAAAGGAUGCAACGUUUCCAGCUCAGAGUAACUCUUUAUUACAAACUAUGAACAAUGCUUCUGAUGUUGUCCACUCAACUCAACUGAUGUAGGGCACCAGCUCCUUACUGUUAGCUUAUCUUCUC
Molecule: messenger RNA, 2927 nt
Organism: Haplochromis burtoni (Burton's mouthbrooder)
Lineage: Eukaryota; Metazoa; Chordata; Actinopteri; Cichliformes; Cichlidae
Exons: 6
Coding region: 96-1460 (454 amino acids)
Source: RefSeq, a predicted model, not a curated record